Messenger RNA from Gracilinanus agilis (Agile Gracile Mouse Opossum), 921 nucleotides. It is a transcript of the gene BST2, whose product is annotated as bone marrow stromal cell antigen 2. Gene Ontology annotation, cellular component: Golgi apparatus; cell surface. Bases 36 to 581 code for a protein of 181 amino acids. Lineage: Eukaryota; Metazoa; Chordata; Mammalia; Didelphimorphia; Didelphidae. Gene Ontology annotation, molecular function: metalloendopeptidase inhibitor activity. The record is from RefSeq and is a predicted model, not a curated record. The transcript has 7 exons. Gene Ontology annotation, biological process: innate immune response; defense response to virus.
UCACACAGAGAAGCUUAUUGGUAAGAGAAAUCAGCAUGGAGCAACCUGAGAAUUGUAAAGGAAAAACAUAUAUAUGGCUGGUGGUAGGUUUUUUAACAAUAAUAUCAAUACUAUCAGUCUUGCUGGGGGUCUACUGCUUACGGGCCAACUCAGAAGGCUGUGUAAAGGGCUUGGAGCUCCAGUACCAGUAUCGGAACGAGACCCGACUACUACAGGAGCAGCUGAGACAAAGCCAGGAAACCUCCCUGGAGACAGAGGCCCGGUGGAAGAGUUGCAGCAGUGACUUGAAAAACCUGAGUGAGACUCUGAAGGAAGUGACAUCCCAGAGAAACUACCUGAAGGAAGAGAACCUGGAUUUGACUAAUAAACUUAAGGAGACUGAAGCAGCCCUGCAGAUGGAGAGAGAAAAAAAUAAAACAGAAGAGAACCUGGAUUUGACUAAUAAACUUAAGGAGACUGAAGCAGCCCUGCAGAUGGAGAGAGAAAAAAAUAAAACAGAAGAGCAAAGUUCUGCAUGCACUGGCCCAAUGACCUACUCUUUACUCCUGGGGCUCUCUCUGGUCAUUGCUUUGCUUCCCUGAGCAGCCUGAGCAAGGCAUUUUCCUGCCCUCUUGGAGACUCCUAAGCUCUGAAUCCUUGUGGAUAAUAAUUGAGACUGAGAAGAGGCAAGAAUUCUGUAUGGGUUUAGGAGCCCCAAGACUGGGGUGUUUGCUCUAAUCACCUGAUUCGGAAGUCUCAGUGUAUGGAAUGCUAGAAUGAGAAUGGAGAAGGCUCUCUGAAGGAGGAAAAGAAGAGGGGAUGGACUCUUAGGGAAGAUGGGGGAAAGUCCCUAAAAUGAAGCAGGAACUGGGGGAAGAAUGCUACAUCUUUGGUAUAAGUAGGCAAGGGGAUGGAUUAGGGAUUGGAAGCUUUCCAAUAAAA